Stereum hirsutum FP-91666 SS1 is the source of this 3699-nucleotide messenger RNA. RefSeq lists its product as uncharacterized. Gene Ontology annotation, molecular function: 1-phosphatidylinositol 4-kinase activity. Lineage: Eukaryota; Fungi; Basidiomycota; Agaricomycetes; Russulales; Stereaceae. Gene Ontology annotation, cellular component: endosome; fungal-type vacuole membrane; trans-Golgi network. Gene Ontology annotation, biological process: phosphatidylinositol phosphate biosynthetic process; endosome organization; Golgi organization. The coding region runs from base 148 to 2427 and encodes 759 amino acids. The transcript has 21 exons. The record is from RefSeq and is a predicted model, not a curated record.
GAAGAGGCUGAUGUCGGUGCUGAGGGUCUUCAGGACUCGCCUACUUCGCCACGCCACGGACUGCGACGCGCUAACCACCCUGGAAGGAUCGACUUGAGGAAAUUGGAUACAGCUUUCAAGAGAUGGACAGAGUCCAUUGCCCAGAAGAUGAAACGCAAGAAGAAGACGGAGGACGUGUAUUCGAAGAAAGAGAUAUUCAGGAGCGUGUUUGAGCCGCAGGUAAUAGCGGUUCCCUCUACGACAUCCAUUGUGAAGACAUUGGACCAUAAACCACCCAUGACACAGGCCGAAUUCGAUGCAAUUGUGCAUUCUGUCAAACAAGCCAUCGCAGAAGGUAUUCAUCCAAAAAUGAUCACAAAGGGCUCUUCCGGUUCCUACUUCGCUCGCGCCAAAGUGGACGGGAGAAUGAUGACUGUGGCUGUCUUUAAGCCGAAGGAUGAGGAGCCGUAUGGACGCUUGAACCCCAAGACAACCAAGUGGCUUCAUAGGCAACUGCGCUGGAUCAUUCCGUUUGGGAGAGCUUGUCUUAUACCUAAUCUAAGUUAUAUCUCUGAAGCUGCGGCCUCGUUGCUAGACACGCGGCUUGCUUUGAACAUCGUACCACCGACACAGCUCGUUUCGCUUUCUAGCCAAGCGUUCUUUUAUGACUGGAUAGAUCGUACUGCUUUCAAGAAUGGAAAACCGUUGCCUGAAAAGGUCGGCAGCAUGCAAUACUUCUUGCAUGGAUAUCAAGAUUCAUCAGAAUUCCUACGAAAACAUCCCUGGCCUGGACGGUCUAUCGCCGAUACCUUUGAUGAUUCAACGCAUCGUCGAGGAACCUUCUCAAAGCGGUUCAUGAGCGCGCUGAAGGUUGUGUGCGGCAAGACCGGUGCCGAAGAAGUGUAUGAUGAUGACGCAGAAGACGAAAGAGUACUCUACGACGUGUCGGAGAGCAACGACUCGGACAGGCCGUUUUACUGGUCAUCUGCGCUUCAGCAGAGCUUCCGAGAAGAGUUGGAGAAGCUUGUCAUCUUAGAUUAUCUCAUGCUCAACACUGACCGAGGGGCCGACAACUACAUGAUCAAGUACUGCUCGGGAGACCACGAAAAGUCCCUCAUCGACGUUGCUCCUACCCGUUCUGAAAUGCCUCAAAUGAACGAGCUCCGCCGCCCGGACCUUUCCACCCUUUCCCCAGCCUCCGCCUCCUCUCCCAACAUGUCGUUGAAUACCUCCACACGUGCUAUGCGAUCAAACUCGUCACCCCAGCUCCCAUACACUCGGCAACCGCACAUUCAUAUCGCCGCAAUCGAUAAUUCGCUAUCGUUCCCACACGAACAUCCACAAGGGUGGAGAUCGUAUACUUACGGGUGGUUGUAUCUGCCUGUGAACUUGAUCGGGAGGCCGUUCAGCGAUCAAACGAGAAAUCACUUCUUGCCGUUGUUGACGAGUAAGGCGUGGUGGGAGGAGACGACAUUCCAACUGAGGCAGCUAUUUUCGGUGGAUCCAGAUUUCCAUCCCAAGAUGUUCAAUAGACAACUCGCAGUGAUUAAGGGUCAGGCUUGGAAUAUCGUACAAUCGUUACGACAUGACCAUUUAGGGCCUCUCGAAUUGACUCGACGGACAAAGGCUAUGGUCUGGGACGACGAACUAACACUUCCCGAAGACACCGUCACCGAGCUCAUCAAUGGCCCACUCUCCGCCUCCGCAUCCCCAGGCCCUUCAAUACAAACGCUUCCGCCAUUCCUCACUCCACAGAACCACAGACGUGCUCGAAGUUCAUCAAGCUCAGACUUCCCUCCGCCAAUGCCACUGCGUCGUACGACUUCAGACGUCAGACCUGUCCCCUUCAGCGCUAAGUUCCAGAGGGUACACCCAGGUACGACCGGCGUGACGGUAUUGGAGCACUUGGAACGGUUAGAUGCUGUCGAGGCAGGGCUGGAGAGGUUAGGAAUGCGGGAUGGUAUGCAAGACGAGAUGGAUGAGGAAGAGCAGGACGUUGGCGAUCUGGCGUCCUCAUCUUCAAAGUCACAGACGAAGCCUGAUGUGCCUGUCAUAGUCACGGACAACGGAAGUUUAGCGUCACGCCCAGAGGCUUCGGGAUCGCUCUCUGCUUCGGCGCUAUCGAGAGUUUCAGAGCUGCCUUCGGUGCGCGAGGCGGAGACCGAGUUGGCGGAGGAAGAUGAGGAUGCGGUGGAGGAUGUGGAUGUUGACUCGCCGGUGGACGAGGCGGGUAUGGCGGCAAUGUCGAAGUCAAUGUCGUACAUCGAUAUGGAUGGGACUGUGCCCAAACGAGGGCAUGGACAUAGGUUUACGACACAUGGAUCAGAGCAUGGCCCGAGGAGGAGUCUGGACUGGAUGCAAGAGGAGCCAACGAAGAAGAAGACAGUGAUUGCAGAGCGUCUGGAGAUGAUGGAGAAGAAACCAUUAUUUUCUCGGUGCGGUUUCUGAGAUGCUUGGGUAUGGUUAUGGACACGGAUUUUUGCACAUAUAUUACUACUCGUAUUGCAGAGCCCAGCUCAGAUGCUUUCAAGUCUCACGCCCCGUGGCGUACUUUGUGGCGUUUUGUAGGGCGCUUAUUCAGGAAAGGGAAGAAAGUAUAAGACUCCUACUUCUGUUGCUGACAUGGUCGCUUCUCUGUGGCUGAUUCAGGCGAAUAUGACAGUUCGAAUUUCCGAACAUGAAUCAUUCAGCAAUAUCAUCGCUGUCAGCGUCUAGGUCUCCCUUUACGAAGUCUUGACCAGAGCCUCUGAUCUAUGUCGACUACUAGAAUGUCAAUCAUCGACCGUAUAAAAGGCGACCAGCUACAAACCAUGGAACAACAUCCCAUUUUCCGACUUCUACACUUUCUCGGAUUCUCACCUAUACCUCAGCUGUCACCAUAUCGAUCUCGAUUUGGACGACAAAAUGAAUUCCGCCGAGAAACCUCUGUUGCUUUAUACUGGUCGAGUUCCUAACGGUUUCAAGGUCACCGUAUUACUCGAGGAACUGAACGCGGUGUAUAGCGGGCCUGCCUAUGACUGGACAAAUAUUGACAUUUGGACCAACGUCCAGAAGGAACCAUGGUUCAUCAAGCUCAACCCUAACGGUCGCAUUCCUACCCUCAUCGACCGCUCCCGAGGAAACUUCAAUGUGUUCGAGUCUGCAGCGAUUUUACUUUAUCUUGCGCAGCACUAUGACAAAGACGGGAAGUUCUGGUUCGAUAUUGCCAAGGAAGCGGACGAUUACAGCGAGAUGCUCCAGUGGAUUUUCUUCGCUCAUGGUGGUGUUGGUCCGAUGCAAGGUCAAGCCAACUGGUUCGUGCACUAUGCUCCGGAAGACCUACCCUACGCAAAGGAACGCUACCAGACCGAAACUAAGCGAUUGUACGGAGUUUUGGAGAUUCGUCUCAAGGACAGGGAUUGGCUCGCCGGACGUGGACGCGGAAAAUAUAGUAUUGCAGAUAUCAAUGUCUGGCCUUGGGUGAGGAUCCAUGCUUAUGCCGGUGUCCGAGACACUCUAGACGAGUGGCCGAGUCUCAAGGCGUGGCAUGACAGGAUCGCGGCUCGUCCUGCGGCUCAAGCUGGCAUUAACGUUCCUACUGAGAAUAAGUAAAGCUUCGAACUGGUGAGGCGGGGUGGGCUCACCAAGUUAUACAAAAUGUAGCAUCAGCCCUUUGAAGGCAGGGUUGCGGAGAAGGUCAAACUUGAUAAUUCUUGCGCUUGGACGAGAAUGUACUAUCUC